This is a messenger RNA of Platichthys flesus (European flounder), 2236 nucleotides long. RefSeq names its product UDP-glucuronosyltransferase 2A2-like. Lineage: Eukaryota; Metazoa; Chordata; Actinopteri; Pleuronectiformes; Pleuronectidae. Gene Ontology annotation, molecular function: UDP-glycosyltransferase activity. The transcript has a single exon. The record is from RefSeq and is a predicted model, not a curated record. Bases 30 to 1610 code for a protein of 526 amino acids.
CUUCCUCAUAUGUGGAUUCCUUUUCAGAGAUGUUCCAAACCAGCCUGGUGUCCCUUGCAGUGCUGCUGUGCUCUGCCCUCUUGGUCGAUGGAGGGAGGGUCUUGGUGUUCCCUGUAGAUGGAAGCCACUGGAUCAACAUGAAGGUCCUCAUCGAGGAGCUUCACUCCAGAGGGCAUGAGAUAACAGUCCUGCGACCGUCCGACAGCUGGUACAUCAAGCCAGAUUCUCCCUACUACAAGUCCAUCACUAUCAAUUCCUCAGCUGGUUUUGAUGAGGAAAACUUUGGCUUAUUUGUAACCGAAACGCUGAAGAUGCGGCGGGAAGGUGCAUCCCUUUGGAAUCUUAUAUUUCUGCGAUUUGGAAUGUUAAACGCAUUCUAUAACAUGCAUCAGCAGCUGCUUGAGAUGGUGGAGCAGAUGUUCCAGGACAGCAAACUGAUGCAGAGCCUUCGCGACGCCAAUUAUGAUUUGGUUCUGACAGAUCCUGCUAUUGGUGGAGGGGUGCUUCUGGGUCACCGCUUGGGUCUUCCACUUGUCUUCAAUGUGAGGUGGACCAUUCAGGGUGAGGGACAUCAGACAAUAGCACCGUCCCCAGUCUCAUAUGUCCCAAUACCAGAGUCAGAGCUGACUGACAAGAUGACCUUCAACCAGAGAGUGAAGAACGUCCUCUUCUAUUUAUUUACACGUUUUCAAAUUUGGUACACUGUGGAUUCAAACUACAAACCUUUUGUCCAGCGUCACUUCGGCAGUGACGUACAUUACAUGGAGCUGUUCCAAGCCGCAGAUAUCUGGCUGAUGAGGAUCGAUUUUACCUUUGAGUUCCCAAGACCCACGAUGCCCAACAUCAUCUACAUGUCGGGGUUUCAGUGCAAACCCUCCAAGCCUCUGUCCAAAGACCUGGAGGAGUUUGUCCAGAGCUCUGGUGAACAUGGGGUCAUCGUUAUGACCUUGGGAACCCUGGUGGCAAACCUUCCAGAGGAGGUCAGUGACCACAUCGCAGCAGCUUUUGCCAAACUUCCUCAGAAGGUGAUCUGGAGGCACAAAGGAAAAAGGCCGUCCACUCUUGGGAACAACACCUUACUCUUAGACUGGCUGCCUCAGAACGACCUCCUGGGUCACCCCAAGACCAGACUGUUUGUGGCCCAUGGAGGAACCAACGGAAUCCAGGAGGCCGUCUACCACGGUGUUCCCCUGGUGGGCCUGCCUCUGAUGUUUGAUCAGCCUGACAACUUCUUCAAGAUGAAAGUAAGAGGUGUGGCCAAAGUCAUGGACAUUGCAACUGUGAACAGAGAGAACUUCUUGGAGGCGCUGGAGGAGGUUCUCUAUGAACCUAGCUACAGGGAGAACAUGAGGAAGCUGUCCAACCUGCAGAGAGAUCAGCCCAUCAAACCACUGGACCAUGCCGUGUUCUGGAUCGAGUUUGUCAUGAGGCACAAGGGGGCGCCGCACCUCAGGACCGACUCUUAUAAGAUGUCCCUGGUCCAGUACUACUCCCUCGAUGUCAUUGGCUGUCUGCUGGCAGUUGGUUUGGCAGCAUUCACUCUCUUUAUUGCUGUCAUCAAGUUUUUGUGGUGCAGAGUGUUUUACAGAAGCAAAGUCAAAAAUGAAUGAGCGUGCUGCAAUAUUUCACAAUUUUAUGAUCUGAAUUUUGAUUCAUGAAAACGAUACUAAAUCUUUCAGUAGUGUGCAGCUGAACGCAGCGACCUCCUCCCACCUCAGCACCUGGUGCAGAGGUUUUACCUGUGGCCACUGCCCACAGCUACAGCUCAGUCAAACCUGCUCCUUUAGCUUUAUAUACUUAUCAUUAUUAAUGUUUGAUUCAAAUUAAUCUGUUCUGAUGAACACGUUGGGAUUCUCUAUAUAUAAGAGUCCACUGUGAGACAAUGCUGCAACAUUUCUUUGAAGAUAUUCUACUGUUUAAACUGUAAAUUCUGACUCAUGAUACAGAGUCCUUCACUGGAGUUACCUGUUUACUGUCUCAGUGCUCGAUGUCACAUGUUCCAGAGACGUCCUCAUUAAACACCUACUUCAGAUGAGGACUGAGAACCAAAAAGUUCCUCAAAGGUUCACUUUCCAUCAGACCACACAGAUGUUUAUGAGUUUAAUGAAUGAAUUAUUUUUAUUUCAUGAGGAAUCGCUCACAGUCAUUUUUAACGUCUUUCAAUGCUUUUUGUACAAUGACGAAUGAUACUGAUGAUUGUCAAAUGUUUUCAAAUAAAAGACAUAUUUUCAAAUCA